Molecule: messenger RNA, 1868 nt
Organism: Glycine soja
Lineage: Eukaryota; Viridiplantae; Streptophyta; Magnoliopsida; Fabales; Fabaceae
Product: general transcription factor IIH subunit 2-like
Exons: 5
Coding region: 174-1436 (420 amino acids)
Biological process (GO): DNA-templated transcription; regulation of transcription by RNA polymerase II; nucleotide-excision repair
Cellular component (GO): transcription factor TFIIH core complex; transcription factor TFIIH holo complex
Molecular function (GO): zinc ion binding
Source: RefSeq, a predicted model, not a curated record
AAAAAAAAAAAAAAAAAAAAACUAAAAUCCACUCAUCAAAGAGAAGCCCAGGCGGCGGUGCCACAAUCGCUAACAGCGGCGACCCUGGGCGACUGUGAGGGUGCGAACAAGAAGAGCUCUUAGGUUUUCAAAACCAUUAAUCGUUGCUGCUUAUUUGAUUUGUUUGAGCAAUUAUGAACAAUGUUGCUGAAAGACCGCUUAACGGAGACGUAGAGGAUGAUGAUGAGGAUGAUGGUGGAGGCCUUGAAGCCUGGGAGAGAACUUAUGCUGAGGAUAGAUCAUGGGAGGCUUUGCAAGAGGAUGAAUCUGGACUUCUUCGCCCCAUAGAUACUACUGCCAUUUACCAUGCCCAAUAUCGCAGGCGCCUUCGUACCCUUGCUGCCACAGCAGCUACUGCACGGAUUCAGAAGGGGCUUAUACGAUACCUGUACAUUGUUGUUGACCUGUCCAAGGCAUCUUCAGAGAGAGACUUUCGACCUAGUAGGAUGGCUGUGAUGGGGAAACAGGUUGAGGCAUUUAUCAGGGAAUUCUUUGAUCAGAAUCCACUUAGUCAUGUUGGUCUGGUGACUAUAAAAGAUGGGAUUGCUCAUUGCAUAACAGAACUUGGUGGCAGUCCUGAGUCUCACAUUAAAGCUUUGAUGGGUAAACUGGAAUGCUCAGGUGAUGCCUCCUUACAAAACGCACUGGAGCUUGUUCUUGGAUAUCUAAAUCAAAUCCCAUCAUAUGGUCAUCGAGAAGUUCUGAUCUUAUAUUCAGCUCUCAGUACAUGUGAUCCUGGUGAUCUCAUGGAAACCAUCCAGAAAUGCAAAAAGAGUAAAAUAAGGUGCUCAGUCAUUGGUCUUGCAGCUGAAAUGUUUGUUUGCAAACAUCUCUGCCAGGAAACUGGAGGGACUUAUUCUGUUGCACUAGAUGAGUCCCACUUUAAAGAGUUGAUCCUAGAGCAUGCACCUCCACCUCCAGCAAUAGCAGAGUAUGCUACUGCUAAUUUAAUUAAGAUGGGUUUCCCACAACGAUCAGCUGAGGGUUCUGUCGCAAUAUGCACAUGUCAUGAAGAGGCCAAGACCGGAGGGGGAUACACUUGUCCAAGAUGCAAAGUUCGUGUCUGUGAGCUUCCCACUGAAUGUCGUGUGUGUGGAUUGACCCUUAUUUCUUCACCCCAUUUGGCAAGGUCAUAUCAUCAUCUAUUUCCUAUAGUGAUGUUUGAUGAGGUCACUCCAUCAUCUCAAAAUGAUUCAAACCGCAGUUUUCCCAAUACUUGUUUUGGUUGUCAACAAAGUCUUCUUAGUCAGGGAAACAAGCCUGGACUUUCUGUUAUUUGCCCAAAAUGCAAGCAACAAUUCUGCCUCGAUUGUGACAUCUACGUUCAUGAGAGCUUACAUAACUGCCCAGGCUGUGAGAGUUCCAGGCACUCUAAGUCUGUAACUGCUUCCCAAUGAUUGCCAAUCUUCUGCCUGUGACUUAAAAUUUCCAUAAAAAUGGCGUUCUACAUUGUCUCCUUCAUAUUGCUAUACUGCAUCCACCCACUGGACCCAUGAAUAAGUUCCGGUGCCAAGUGACUGACUAACAUUAUCAUCUGCUCAUUGAUCACAAUAUUUUGGUGCUUGAUCAGUAAAUGCUUUGCAGGACAGACAACAGAAGUGAUAUUACUUAUACAAGGGUGAGAUUAAACCAACAACUUCUGAUCAUUUUCCUUCUUUUGUUUUUUUGCUGGAAAUUAAGGCACAUGUAAAAUGUCUCCAUUGUGUUUUUUUCAAUCAGUGGGCUGACACCAUUCUUGCUGGCGAUAAAUAUUGAUCAUUAAAUUAUUUGUAUGAGAUAUUUACGCGUGUUUUGCUUUUAACAAUCGCAGUUGUGAACUUCUGACUUCA